Messenger RNA from Myotis daubentonii (Daubenton's bat), 2539 nucleotides. RefSeq names its product zinc finger protein 569 (gene ZNF569). NCBI's taxonomy places the organism in Eukaryota, Metazoa, Chordata, Mammalia, Chiroptera, Vespertilionidae. Gene Ontology annotation, cellular component: nucleoplasm. The record is from RefSeq and is a predicted model, not a curated record. Gene Ontology annotation, biological process: regulation of cytokine production; regulation of immune system process; negative regulation of transcription by RNA polymerase II. Gene Ontology annotation, molecular function: DNA-binding transcription repressor activity, RNA polymerase II-specific; RNA polymerase II cis-regulatory region sequence-specific DNA binding.
AUGGAUGACUUCAGAUUGAGUUGGAAUGUGUUGUUACAGGGAACAGUGACAUUCAAAGAUGUGGCUAUUGACUUCACCCAGGAAGAGUGGCAGCAAUUGGAACCUGCUCAAAGGAACCUGUACCGGCAUGUGAUGCUAGAAAACUAUAACAACUUAAUCACAGUGGGCUGUCCAUUUACCAAACCCGAUGUGAUUUUCAAGUUGGAGCAAGAAGAAGAACCAUGGGUGGUGGAGGAAGAAGUGUUAAAGAGACAUUGUCCAGGAGAAAUAUCUGGACUUGAUGACCAUCAGAAUAUACAGGACAGACUUUUGACAAAACUCAGAGAUAAGUUCAUAAAAAUACUGACUGAAGAAAAAGUCAGUGAAUGUCAUAAGAAAAUUUCUUAUGCAUUUUCUCCAAACUCGGAGUUUUACCCCUCUGUUCACAACCUCUGUGACUAUAACUUAUUUGGAAAGUAUUUAGAACAUAAUUUUGACUGUCAAAAUAAUGAGAAAAUCCUUAUAGAAAAGGAAUACUGUGAAUAUAAUGAACCUAUAAAGUCAUCUGGCAGUAGAUCAUCUCAUUUUGUAGUAACCCCCUUUAAGUGUAGUCAUUGUGGAAAAGGAUUUAGUCAAACCUUGGAUCUCAUCAGACACCUGAGAAUUCAUGCUGGAGAGAAACCCUAUGAAUGUAAAAACUGUAGAAAAGCCUUUAACCAUAAUAAAAACCUCUUAAAACAUCAGAUAAUUCACAGUAGGGAACAUUCUUAUAAAUGUAAUGAAUGUGGGAAAGCGUUCAUUAAAGUGUCAAAUCUCAAUAGACAUCAAAGAAUUCAUACUGGAGAGAAACCCUAUGCAUGUAAGGAAUGUGGGAAAUUCUUCAGCCAAAAAUCAAAUCUUAUUGAUCAUGAAAAAAUUCAUUCUGGAGAGAAACCUUAUGAAUGUGAUAAGUGUGGAAAAGCAUUCAGCCAGAAGCAAAGCCUCAUUGCACAUCAUAAACUUCAUACUGGGGAGAAACCUUACGUAUGUAAUGAAUGUGGUAAAGCUUUCCCUCGAAUUGCAUCCCUUGCUCUUCAUAUGAGAAGUCAUACAGGUGAAAAACCUUAUAAAUGUGAUCAAUGUGGAAAAGCCUUCUCUCAGUUUUCCAUGCUUAUUAUACAUGUGAGAAUUCAUACAGGUGAGAAACCAUAUGAAUGUAAUGAAUGUGGAAAAUCCUUCUCUCAAAGUUCAGCCCUUACUGUACAUAUGAGAAGUCAUACUGGCGAGAAACCUUAUGAAUGCAAGGAAUGUAGAAAAGCCUUCAGCCACAAGAAAAGCUUCAUUACACACCAGAAGAUUCAUACUAGAGAGAAACCUUAUGAAUGUAAUGAAUGUGGGAAAGCAUUUAUUCAAAUGUCAAAUCUUGUUAGACACCAGAGGAUUCACACUGGAGAAAAACCCUAUACAUGUAAAGAAUGUGGCAAAGCCUUUAGCCAGAAAUCAAAUCUUAUUGCUCAUGAAAAAAUUCAUUCUGGAGAGAAACCUUAUGAAUGUAAUGAAUGUGGUAAAGCCUUCAGCCAAAAGCAAAACUUUAUUACACAUCAGAAAGUCCACACUGGAGAGAAACCUUAUAACUGUAAUAAAUGUGGUAAAGCCUUCUCUCAAAUUGCAUCCCUUACUCUUCAUCUGAGAAGUCACACAGGGGAAAAGCCUUAUGAGUGUGAUAAAUGUGGGAAAUCCUUCUCUCAGUGCUCAUUGCUUAAUUUGCAUAUGAGAAGUCAUACAGGUGAGAAGCCCUAUGCAUGUCAUGAGUGUGGAAAAGUUUUCUCUCAAAGAACUUCCCUUAUUGUGCACAUGAGAGGUCAUACCGGUGAAAAACCCUAUGAAUGUAAUAAAUGUGGAAAAGCCUUCUCCCAAAGCUCAUCCCUUACAAUACAUGUACGAGGUCAUACAGGUGAGAAACCCUUUGACUGUAGUAAAUGUGGAAAAGCCUUCUCUCAAAUCUCAUCUCUUACACUUCAUAUGAGAAAACAUACAGGUGAGAAGCCUUAUCAUUGUAAUGAGUGUGGUAAAGCUUUCAGCCAAAAGUCACAUCUUGUUAGACACCAAAAAAUUCAUACUCCUUAGAAAUAGAAACCCUAUGAAUAUAGUGAAUAUGGAAAAACCUUCAGAAGUAAUUAGCACCUCCUUUCAUAUUAUGUAACCGAUUACAGAGUAGAAAACUGUGAAUAUGGGAAACCUUUUGAAGAAGUCACACAUUCGUGAAACAUGAGAAUUCUUACCAAGAUUAAGAAUUUCAUAAUGAAAAAGCUGAUCAUCAAAAACCUUUAGCAGAUAUCUUAUCUACUAAUAUUUAUCAUUCUCAUUAAAACCUGAAACAAGAUGUCUUCUGUUAGCUUAUCAACAUGAUACUUGGGUUCCUAGCCAAUGUAUUAUCAAGAAAAAGAUUGGGGCCCUAACCGGUUUGGCUCAGUGGAUAGAGCAUCAGCCUGCGGACUGUAGGGUCCCAGGUUCGAUUCCAGUCAUGGACAUGUACCUUGGUUGUAGGCACAUCCCCAGUAAGGGGUGUGCAGGAGGCAGC